AUCUCUAUUUUAUAUUUUCAAGUCAUGAGCAGUGGUACUGAAUAUAGCGAGGCAGGCGAUGACUACGCUCCCCUGAAAACGACUGCUGCUUCCAAAAAGAUUGCUGUUGCAAAACCUAAAAAGGCUCCCGCAAAAUCAAAAAAAAUACUGGCCAAUGUAUCUGCUGCUGGACUCGGUGAUGCUGCUGCUGCUGCCGAACCUGAUGGAUUCGAUUCUUUUUCCGGUUCGUUAUCUGCUUCUUCCAAAAAGCAAAUUCCUGUAAAAGGUGGCAAGUCUAUCGAGGAAAUUUAUCAGAAAAAAACUCAACUGGAGCAUAUCUUGAUUCGUCCUGAUACAUAUAUUGGAUCGACGGAAUUCAUCAAUACCCCGCUCUGGGUGUUUGAUGGCGAACGCAUGGUUCAUCGCCCUAUUUCUUUUGUUCCAGGUCUUUACAAAAUUUUUGAUGAGAUCAUUGUCAAUGCUGCUGACAACAAGGUGCGAGAUCCCACUAUGGACACUAUCAAGAUUUCCAUUGAUCGUGAAAAAAAUACCAUUUCAGUCUACAACAAUGGCCGUGGCAUUCCCAUUGAAAUCCAUGCCAAGGAACAGAUAUAUGUCCCUGAACUCAUCUUUGGACAUCUGCUCACCUCGUCCAAUUACGACGAUGAUGAGAAAAAAGUUACCGGUGGUCGCAAUGGCUAUGGUGCCAAAUUGUGUAAUAUUUUUAGCACUUAUUUUAUGGUUGAAACUGCCGAUUCCCGUUCAGGAAGAAAGUUUAAACAGGUGUUUUCAAACAAUAUGAGUUCCAAGACUACUCCCACAAUCACUCAGAAUAACAAAGGAGAAGAUUUUACUCAAAUCACUUUCAAGCCCGAUCUUGAAAAAUUCAAAAUGACAGUUAUUGAUGAUGAUUUUGAAGCUCUUUUAAAAAAACGGGCGUACGAUCUGGCGGGGUGUGUUCGAGGCAUCAAAGUAUUCCUCAACAAUACUCGUAUCAAGAUCAAAGACUUUAAGGACUAUGUUGACCUUUAUCUUGAUAAUGUCAAUCCAGAAACGGGAUUAAAACCUCCGAUCGUGUACGAAAAACUCAACGACCGUUGGGAAAUUGCAUAUACUCCAAGUGAUGGUCAGUUUAACCAAGUCAGCUUUGCUAAUAGUAUUUGCACUAGUAAAGGUGGAACUCAUGUCAACACUAUUGCGGAUCAGAUUGUUACUGGACUGAUGGAUCAAGUCAAGAAAAAGGACAAAAAGGCUGUUCCUCUCAAACCCCAUCAAGCCAAGUCUCACAUUUGGAUAUUUGUAAACUGCCAAGUAGAAAACCCCACAUUUGAUUCGCAAACCAAGGAGACUUUGACACUUCGCACUAGCGCUUUUGGAUCUAAAACCCCAAUUUCUGAAGAGUUUAUGAAAAAAGUGUUCAGGUCUGGCAUCAUUGACACAAUUAUGAAGUUUGCCAAGUUUAAACAAGAUCAGCUAUUAAAGAAAACAGACGGAUCGGGUAAAAAGUCGCGCAUUAAUGGCAUCACCAAAUUGGAUGAUGCCAACAACGCUGGUACUAAAAAUGGCGGAAAGUGUACUUUAAUUCUUACUGAAGGUGAUUCUGCCAAGUCGUUGGCUGUGUCCGGUCUGUCUGUGGUUGGACGUGAUAAUUUUGGUGUGUUUCCUUUACGUGGUAAACUAUUGAACGUGCGUGAAGCGACACAUGCACAGAUCACUGGAAAUGCAGAAAUUAGCGCUAUUAAGCAGAUUCUUGGAUUGCAGCAUGGCAAAGUAUAUGAGGAUGCCUCUACGCUUCGGUAUGGUCAUUUGAUGAUCAUGACUGAUCAGGAUCAUGAUGGCUCUCACAUCAAAGGCCUUAUUAUCAACUUUUUAGAUCAUUUUUGGCCUUCUCUGCUUUAUAUUCCUGGGUUUCUUUUAGAAUUCAUCACCCCUAUUGUGCGAGCUACAAAGGGUAAAGGCCACAACAAGCAAGAAAUCUCUUUUUUUACAAUUCCCGAGUUUGAACAAUGGAAAGAAGUCAACAGUGGUGGACGUGGAUGGACCACUAAAUACUUCAAGGGUUUGGGUACCAGCACGACUGCUGAUGCCAAGGAGUACUUUUCGGACAUGAACAAGCACUUGAAGCCGUUUUGCCGACUAGAUGAUGAAUCCCGUGAACUCAUUGAUAUGGCAUUUAACAAGAAAAAAGCUGAUAGUCGUAAGGAAUGGCUCGGCCGCUUUCAGCCCGGCACAUACAUGGACCAUAGUGUUACAGAAAUCUCCUUGCCUGAUUUUAUCAACCGUGAGCUCAUUUUGUUUUCAAUGGCUGAUAAUGCUCGAUCUAUUCCCUCAAGUGUCGAUGGAUUCAAGCCUGGCCAGCGCAAAAUUUUAUUUGCCUGUUUCAAACGAAAUCUAAAAUCUGAAAUCAAGGUUGCUCAGCUUGCUGGUUAUGUUGCUGAGCAUUCAGCCUAUCAUCACGGCGAACAGAGUCUCAAUGCGACCAUUGUCAAUAUGGCACAAAAUUUUAUUGGCAGUAACAAUUUGGGUGUGUUGGAGCCACUUGGUCAAUUCGGUACUCGUUUACAGGGUGGAAAAGAUGCUGCCUCGCCUCGUUAUAUUUUCACCAAUCUGACACCACUUGCACGAACAGUGUUCCAUCCGUCUGAUGAUCCUCUCUUGACCUAUUUGGUUGAUGAUGGCCAGAAUAUUGAACCAGAGUGGUAUUUGCCAGUGUUGCCUAUGCUGUUGGUAAAUGGAGCCGACGGUAUUGGAACAGGUUGGUCAUCUUCGAUUCCAAAUUACAAUCCAAGGGAUAUUGUCGAGUGUCUACACCGUUUGAUGCGUCAUGAGGAGCUUUUUGAAAUUCAUCCUUGGUACCGAGGAUUUAGUGGAAAAAUUGAAAGGGAAACACCUGAAAGAUACAAAGUGACUGGAUGUAUUAGAAAAAUUGAUAGCAACACUGUUGAAAUCACUGAACUCCCGAUUCGAACAUGGACCCAAUCGUAUAAGGAGCAGCUUGAGGCAUGGCUUACAGGAACCGAAAAACAAACUGCUUGGAUCAAGGAUUACAAAGAGUAUCAUACCGACUCCAAAGUUCAUUUUAUCGUGACGCUUACCGAUCAGGCCAUGUCGCUUGCCGAAUCUGAAGGACUUGAAAAACGGUUCAAACUUAUCAGCUCAGUUUCGGUUUCUAAUAUUGUUUGCUUUGAUCUUGAAGGUCGUAUUAGAAAAUACGAUGGUGUUCAAGACAUCAUCAAGGACUUUUACGAACUGCGGUUGAGCUACUACCAGAAGCGUAAGAAUCAUAUGCUGCAGACGCUGACGUUUGAAUACGAGCGGUUGGAAAGCAAAGUCAGGUUUGUAACAGAGAUUAUUACUGGAAAACUUGUGGUGCAAAAUCGAAAGCGUAUUGAUUUGUUGAAGGAGUUGGUUACAAGAAAGUAUAAGCUGAUUCCAAAGAAAAAAGCUGGUUCUGAAGCGACCAACGGUAGUGAAGGAUCUGACGAUGCUAACGAUGGGGACGAGUCCGUGCAGGAUGAUGAUCCACGACAGGGAUAUGAUUAUCUUCUUUCAAUGCCCAUUUGGAAUCUUACGUGGGAAAAGGUACAACAGUUGCAAAAGGAAAUGCAAGAUCGGGAAGACGAAAUCAAGGCAUUGAUUGGCAAGACAAUCCAUGAUUUAUGGCGGUUUGAUUUAGAUGCAUUCCUGGCUCAAUGGGAU
Messenger RNA from Batrachochytrium dendrobatidis JAM81, 3678 nucleotides. Its product is annotated as DNA topoisomerase 2. The record is from RefSeq and is a predicted model, not a curated record. The annotation marks the transcript as partial. The transcript has 10 exons. NCBI's taxonomy places the organism in Eukaryota, Fungi, Chytridiomycota, Chytridiomycetes, Rhizophydiales. Gene Ontology annotation, biological process: resolution of meiotic recombination intermediates; sister chromatid segregation; DNA topological change. Gene Ontology annotation, cellular component: nucleus. Gene Ontology annotation, molecular function: DNA topoisomerase type II (double strand cut, ATP-hydrolyzing) activity; ATP binding; DNA binding.